AUGCCAGAAACCAUGCCAGCUUCCAACCUCUCAGACUCCAGGCCGUAUGCAGACUAUACUGAGAGCGGCACCAUUGUAGUAAUCAGCCAACCCGCGGGACAGUCGUGCGCAGUUGUCGGGGGUAUAAUGGCAGCACGCAUGCAGCAUCUAGGUGCAGAGGGGAUUGUAGUCGACGGUCGGGUGCGAGACAUUACGGCUCUCAAUCAGACGCAGCUUCCCAUCUGGUCCAAAGCGACAUCUGUCAUCGGCGCAGGGGCUGAGACCAAGUUUCAUGCACACAAUGUGCCGGUAAGGAUUGGCGAGACGGUGAUUGAAGCAGGCGACAUCAUAAUGAUAGACCCAUUUGAGAAUGGUGUGGUCGCGGUGCCUCAGGGCAAGGUGGAGGAACUACUCGAGUUGCUGCCUAAGCUGGUCGAGGCGGACGAGAAGGUGGUUGCGGAUGUCGGAAGCGGCCACUCUGUUGGAGAAAUACAUGCUCUCCGAAUCAUCACCCACUCCUCCCGCUACCACCUGCACCCCAACUCGAGGACCCCCAAUUGCCCCGGAGCAUUCACAAUGGGUAUCACCGACUUCUUCACCGACGUCUGGGAGACCUUCUCCCACCCCUCGGCCGACGCCGAGGGCCAACCGCCUGUCCAAGGUGGCACCAGCACCAACACGCCCGCUUCCGGCACCGACGAGGAGAGCUCCGAAGAAGCCGAUGUCAACAAGCAGGACGCGAAGAGCGGCGGCGACUCCGGAGAGCAGGGACACAAGCCCAGUGAUGGUGGUGAGGAUGAGCCGGAGGAGGACGAGGAAGAGGAGGAGACGCCGGACCCCAAGGAGCAACUCGAGAAGGAAUGCGCCGAGUCCAAGGAGUGCCACGGCCCCAAGCACCACUACGACGAGUGCGCUCAACGGGUGACAGGCCAGAUUGAGAACGACGGCAAGGCCAGCGAGGACUGCGUUGAAGAAUUUUUCCACCUUGCUCACUGCGCAUCCCAAUGCGCUGCCCCCAAGCUCUUCGCUCAGCUCAAGUAA
This is a messenger RNA of Alternaria alternata, 1020 nucleotides long. RefSeq names its product RraA-like protein. The record is from RefSeq and is a predicted model, not a curated record. The transcript has 5 exons. Bases 1 to 1020 code for a protein of 339 amino acids. Lineage: Eukaryota; Fungi; Ascomycota; Dothideomycetes; Pleosporales; Pleosporaceae.